UUGUUUAGGUACGACAACCUUGCGGAGCUCUUUGCCGUCAUCACUACUCUACAAAACCUACAGAAGGCUUACAUAAAAGACAGCGUAGAUGGGAAAAAAUACACGGUGGCAUGCUCUAGGCUCUUGGGACAGUACCAGGCGGCCUUCAAGCAGGUCCAGGGAGAAUUUCGCACAGUAGAGGAAUUUAUGAAAAAAUACAAGAUGGACUGUCCAGCCGCCUUCGAAUGCAUUAAGGAAGGUCAUCCACUCACCAUCAAGGAUGAUAAGGGCAAUGUUGGCAAAUGUAUUGCUGACUCUGUCCACCUCUUCAUCACAAUUCUCGACAAACUUCGUUUGGAGAUCAAAGCGACAGACGACCUUCAGCCCGAUCUGAAGGAGCUCUACGAAACUCUCAAUCGACUGAAUCUUCUGCCAUCGGAUUUCGAGGGCAAGAAAAAAGUCCGAUCUUGGUUGGACCAGUUUGAGUCGAUGCAAGCUUCCGAUGAACUCUCGCCCUCCCAGGUUCGGCAAAUGCUCUUCGACAUUGAGUCCUCGUACAACGACUUCACUCGUGUUUUGAACAGCUGA
Molecule: messenger RNA, 567 nt
Organism: Dibothriocephalus latus
Lineage: Eukaryota; Metazoa; Platyhelminthes; Cestoda; Diphyllobothriidea; Diphyllobothriidae
Source: the annotation of a GenBank genome assembly